Messenger RNA from Syzygium oleosum, 3108 nucleotides. RefSeq names its product glutamate receptor 2.8-like. Gene Ontology annotation, cellular component: plasma membrane. The transcript is spliced from 5 exons. The coding region runs from base 5 to 2920 and encodes 971 amino acids. The record is from RefSeq and is a predicted model, not a curated record. NCBI's taxonomy places the organism in Eukaryota, Viridiplantae, Streptophyta, Magnoliopsida, Myrtales, Myrtaceae. Gene Ontology annotation, molecular function: glutamate-gated receptor activity.
UCCUAUGGAAACCAAAGAAAAUCAAUGUAAAAGUAGUCGGGAGUCAACAAGGGAAGCAAUAGGCAAACACAACCAAGACACACAGGAUAUGGAGGGGCAGAUAAGCUACUUGAGUCUUGCACUAUUGUGUUGCCUUCACCUGGCCUCUGCUAUCGAAACCUCUAGUGUAAUCAAAGAGAACCCAGCAAAGGAAAUGAUUCGAGUCGGGCUAGUUUACAGCAGGAACUCAACCAUCGGGAAGGUGGUGAUGAGUUGUACAUCCAUGGCGCUCUCUGAUUUCUAUGGUGUGCACCCUCAUUAUCGUACCCGAUUGUCGCUUCAAUUCAGAUAUCCAGAGGACGACGUCGUCGAUGCGGCAUCGGCAGUUUUGGACUUGAUGGAGAACGAAGAAGUCCAUGCAAUCCUGGGCCCACAAUGGUCCUCACAAGCCAAAUUUGUAAUCGACUUAGGAGUAAAAGCUCAAGUCCCGAUCAUAUCCUUCUCAGCGACAAGCCCAUCCCUUUCUCCCACAAAAAGCCAUUAUUUCGUUCGGACAGCCUAUAGUGACAGUUCACAAGUUGGUUCUUUAGCGGCUGUCGUUCAAGCUUAUGGUUGGAGGAAAAUAGCUCUUGUUUAUGAAGAUACUGACUAUGGCAAUGGCUUGGUCCCAUACCUUGUUGACGCGUUACAAGAGGUCGAUGCUCGGAUCUCUUAUAGAAGCGUUAUUCCUCCAUCUCCGGAAGAUAUUGACAUCGUAAAAGAGCUCAAUAAGUUGUUGGUGAUGCAAACAAGAGUGUUUCUUGUUCAUAUGACUGCUUUGAUUGGGUCUAGGUUCUUUGUUCUUGCGAAUAAUUCGGGACUGAUGAGUGAGGAGUUUGCGUGGAUUGUCACCGAUGGUUUGUCGUCUUUACUAGACCCUGUCAGCUCUAAGGCAUUGGACUCGAUGCAAGGUGUGCUGGGUGUUAGGCCAUUUGUACCACCAUCGGAGUCCCGUGGAAAUUUCGAAGAGAGAUGGAAAAAGCAAUACCUCGAGUUAUAUUCACGCAACGAGAUUACUAAUCUCAGUCUCUUUGGCUUAUGGGCAUAUGACACCGUUUCAGCAUUAGCGUUAGCAGGAGAGAUGGUAUGGGAGCCUGCAAAGUCUAGAUAUUUAAAGCCGAAUAUGAGCAGAAACAAUCUCGACUUUUUGUCUAUUGGGAUUUCGGAGAUGGGCCCGAAAUUGCUCCACAAAAUUCUAAGCAUCAAAUUUCAAGGCGUCGGCGGAAAAUUUAACUUGCCUAACGGCGAACUUCAGCCGAUUGCAUUCGAAAUAUUUAAUGUUGUAGGACAGAGGGAGGAAAUUAUUGGAUAUUGGACUUCGGCACGAGGACUUUCACCCGAAUUGAACCCGUCAACGAAGGAAGAGUACACUGCUUCAGCCGAAGCUUUGAAGCCCCCUACUUGGCCAGGAGUUACAUUAAAGCCACCGAAAGGUUGGGUGAUACCGAUAUCAGGACAGAAACUAAGGAUUGGGGUUCCAAAGAAAGACGGCUUUAGCGAGUUCUUCAAAAUCGAAUGGGAUCCGCAGACGGGCGUGCCCAGCUACUCGGGAUUUGUCCACGACAUGUUUCUUGCAGUAUUGGAUGCAUUGCCUUUCGCUAUUCCUUACCAGUACGUUCCUUACGUGAAUAAGAGCAGGCAAAGUGCAGGAACCUAUGAUGAUAUGCUGUACCAAAUUAAACUUCAGAAAUUCGAGGCGGUUGUGGGAGACACGACUAUCGUUGCAAAUCGCUUGUCCUACGUGGAUUUUACACUUCCCUAUUCAGAAUCUGGUGUAGCAAUGAUAGUUGCCAUUAAGGAUGAUGAGCGGAGGAACAUGUGGAUCUUCUUAAAACCAUUGAGUUGGAAUCUCUGGCUAACGACCGGUUUGGCCUUAAUUUCUACUGGGUUCGUCGUUUGGCUACUCGAACAUCGUACAAAUGAAGAAUUUAGGGGUUGUCGUAGUCAACAAAUCGGUUUAAUACUCUGGUUUUCCUUCUCCACAUUGGUGUUUGCUCAUAGAGAGAAGAUUGCAAACAAUUUGACAAGGCUUGUGCUUACUGUAUGGGUAUUUGUGGUGCUUAUCCUGACUCAGAGUUACACUGCAAGUUUAACUUCAUUUUUAACCGUGCAACGUUUAACGCCGAAGUUUGUGGACGUGCAAGACUUGUUAACGAAUCAGCUUUCCGUCGGAUAUCAGAAAGGAUCUUUCGUGAGAGGAUUUCUGGUGAGACAGCUCAAUUUCAAUGAGUCCAGCUUGGUUCCUUAUGGUUCGCUGGAGGAAUUCCACGAGGCACUAUCCAAGGGAAGCAAAAACGGAGGAGUCGCGGCAAUCUUUGAUGAAUUGCCCUUCAUAAAACUGUUCCUUGCCAGAUACUGCAACGAGUACAAAAUGGUAGGACCAACCUAUAAAACCGACGGGUUUGGCUUUGCCUUUCCAUUGGGGUCCCCUUUGGUCUCCUACAUUUCAAGGGCAAUCUUGAAUGUUACUGAAGAUAAAAUGAAAAUGGACGCGAUUGAAAGAAGAUACUUCCAAGCUCAAAGCUCGUGCCAGGAUCAAGACGCUACAAUCUUUUCAGACAAUCUCAGCCUGAGUGUGUACAGCUUUGGAGGUCUUUUCAUCAUCAGUGGCAUCGUCUCAGUAUCUUCGGUAUUAAUAUAUGUGGUUUUGUUCUUCUAUUCUCAUUGGCCUUCUUCGAGUGCUAUUCGUCCGAGGGAUCGCUCCCUUUGGUCCAAGUUUUUGGAAACUGCGGACAACUUCUUUCAAGAGCACCGGUUAUUUGGUUGUUCGGAGAAAAAUAGAUGCAGGACAGUUUCGACAUCACAUUUUCGAAGUACAGAAGCUUCUUCGAAUAAUGAUGUUGAACUGAUCGUGAGGGCACCAAAUGAAGGAGAGAGGCGAACACUUAUUAUACCCGUAUGAAUAAUGAAGAUCGUGUUUUAAGAGAGGCUCAUCGAGCAUGAGAACGAUUCAUCCCAUCUAGGUAUGUAUAUACGCAUAUUAGCAAUUUGUUUUGUUUACCUUUUCUUUUGGAAUAAGGGGUGAAUUUGGGUUGAUAAAUGUUGCCUGUAAAAUCUUUUGCUUGCUAUACAUAUUUUAAUUAAGGAAAA